AGUGUAUGUUACUCCCCACUAUGACCAGCCUUACGCUGAAAUGGUUGGCCUGCUGUUGGUUUCAGUGCUUGGACAUGAAAGAUAGGGCACGAACCACACGCAUGGGGGCAGGGGGCACUGAAACUUGGACACCAAUAGACUAUUUGGCUAAUUAAAAUUGCCGCCACGGCUCGAUAAGCAUGCAUGGCAUAAAUGUGUUUCAGGGAGUUUUUAAUAUCUGAUUAUAACUAACUAAUACUCCAAAAAGAGCAUCAUCCCAACUUGUCCUUCUCUCGAUCCAGAUAGUUUAAGCGAGCCAGCAACCACGUCACCGGCACUUUUGCGCUUUUGCUCUCUCUCUUCCUCCUCUGUGUAUAUAUCGAGCCCUAGCCUACUUAACCAGAUCACAUAGAGAGACACAUUAGCGCGCAGACAGAAAAAAAACUUUGUACAGGCAGAGAUGGCGAGGGUACACUCUUCGCCGUCGUUUUCUUCUUCUUCGUCGCCGGCGGCAGCUGCGGCGGCGUGCGCGGGCGAGAGAAGGGGGAAGGUGUUCACGCUGUGGCUGAAGUCGCUGGUGCUCAACGGGCGGGGGUGCACCGUGUACGACUCCGACGGCCACAUCGUGUACCGCGUCGACAACUACGGCUCCAAGUGCAGCGACAACGUCUGCCUCAUGGACCUCCGCGGCAACAUCGUCGUCAACAUACACAAGAAGAAGCUCGCGUUUGGCAAGUGGGAAGGGUACAAGUGGACCGGCCGGAAGCAAGAGGCGAGCGCAUGGUUCAAGGUGGCGCGGCCGCGCGGCGGCAUCUUCCACCGGAGCGGCGGCCGCCCCUCGUCGUCGCCGUGCGAGUUCGAGAGCGACGCCGGCCGUGCCAUGCGGUACAGGAUCGACGACGACGGCGGGGCGCGCGCCGGGAAGCGGGCGUGCUGCAGGAUCGUGGACGCCGGCACCGGGCUGGUGGUGGCGGAGGUGAAGAGGAAGGUGACGGCGGGCGGGGUGGCGCUCGGGGAGGACGUGCUCGCCCUGGUGGUGGAGCCCGGCGUCGACGACUCGCUCAUCAUGGGGCUCGUGCUCGUCUACGGGCUCAUGAAUCGCACCAUGUGAAGCAAAACCAGAACAGAAUAGAGACUUUUACAGUCUUUCUUCGUGUGAAUUACCGUGUAACUGCGAGUAGAACGACUUCCUAGUGUGACACAGAUGACUGAUCUACAAGUGAUUUUGAUUCCAUGGCGUUUGUACUGCCAAAAAUGUUCAGCGUCGCCUAAGAUGUGUUUAACAAAACACACUUGUUCCCCAGGUUCGAUCAGUGCAAGUUGUUUAUUCCCACCCUCUGACUUCAAUCGUCGUACGUGAACUCCGUGUAAUUAGUCUUUUUUCGAAAACAAUAAAAUUGGAAGUGUUGUUUCGCC
Molecule: messenger RNA, 1395 nt
Organism: Aegilops tauschii subsp. strangulata
Lineage: Eukaryota; Viridiplantae; Streptophyta; Magnoliopsida; Poales; Poaceae
Product: protein LURP-one-related 11
Source: RefSeq, a predicted model, not a curated record